Callorhinchus milii (elephant shark) is the source of this 954-nucleotide messenger RNA. RefSeq lists its product as uncharacterized. The record is from RefSeq and is a predicted model, not a curated record. Gene Ontology annotation, cellular component: external side of plasma membrane. The transcript has 6 exons. Gene Ontology annotation, biological process: positive regulation of natural killer cell cytokine production; positive regulation of T cell receptor signaling pathway; positive regulation of immunoglobulin mediated immune response. Bases 2 to 793 code for a protein of 263 amino acids. Lineage: Eukaryota; Metazoa; Chordata; Chondrichthyes; Chimaeriformes; Callorhinchidae.
GAUGUCUAUGCUCAAGAUGUUAAAGAUCAUUGGUAUCUAUGUGCUUUUUGGACUUAGCUUUGAAACACAGCAGAUUGAAGGUGUUAUGAAUGUAACGGCAGUGAAAGGCUAUGAAGCUAUCCUGCAAUGUGAAGCUCCUGGUAAAAGUUCCAACAAACCAGUACAAUUUCAGGUGAAUAAGGAGGAUAACAACACAAUGAUUGCAAUCUACAAUCCACCAGUGAACAAAAUACUUAAUUCUUCAUACAAACUGAGAGCAACAUUGGAAGUCACCGAAAACAGUGUCACCAUUAUUAUUAAAGAAGCUCAGGAAUCUGACAAAGGCUGGUAUUCCUGCCAAGUUCACAGUUUUCCAGGAGGAAAAGUAGUGCAGAAAAUCUAUUUGGAUAUAAAAGAUGAUAAAGAUAUAUGGAAUCAUCUUCAUAUGACAUCUUUAAUAACCUACCUCUCAGUAUCAAUUGCUGGAGCUGUAGCUGUAGCUGUGAUACUUGCUAUGGUGAUAUGGAAAGUCAAGAAAAAAACAUUGCCAAAAAAUAAGCAAAUACCAUACAAUGAUGACCCAAUCUAUGCAAAUUGUGAUUACACACCACAUAAAAUUGCUAGAUAUGGGAAUUAUACCAGAAAAUUGGAAAACAGCAAAUGUGAUGCCACGAAAGAAAGAAGGGACAAAUCUACUAUCUACAGACCUGUGAGUAUAAUAGGUGGCAAAUUACUGGAACCGAUCAUCAGGGACAUACUAACUGAGCAUCUGGAUAAAUUUGCACAAAGAAGGGAGAAUCAGCAUGGUUUGUAAAAUGUAGAUCACGCCUGGCAAACCUAAUAGAUAUAUUUGACCGAACCACAGAGUUUUUUGCCAGACCCACAGAUGUACGAAAUAAAAGAGGAUUGAUGAAUAUCAUUAUAUGAAUUUUCAGAAGGCCUUAAAAUGCCUUGUAUGAGAUUACUAGCAAGAAU